UUUUUAUAUUAAUAAUUGGGCCUUUUAUUUUGAAAUGGACUUUAUGGUUCCUGUUGUUGUGACGCCAUUGACGUAAAAAAGCGAUUUCUUCACGCUGUUCUCACAUGGAAACCUAAACAUGGAGAAUUCAAGUACAGAGACCGGAACUGAUGGCCAGGAUCAAGGUGAGACCAAAUCUGAAAACGAGAAAAUGGAAUUGGAUAUUAAUACAACAGAGUUUCAGACUGAAACGAAAGGUGAUCAGAGCUCCGGUCCGCAACUUGGACCAACAGAUGAAACAUGCACCAGUGGUCAAUCUGAACAAAUAGAACAUCAGAUCUCCAGCAUUCAGUCUGAAGAAACAGGAGAUCAGUGCAGCAGGGGUCAGCUUGGACCAGCAGAAGGUCCGUACACUGGUGAUCAGUCUAUAGAUACUGAAGGUCAGAGCUCCAGUAUUCAGUCUGAACAAACCGUUGAACAGAACUCAAGUAGUCAACUUGGACCAACAUCAGAACCGUGCACCAGUGAUCUUUCUGUAGUGGCAGAUCAGAUGUCCAUUAUUCAGCCUGAACAAACAGGAGAUCAGAGCUCCAGCGUUCAGACUGGACCUACAGAGAUGCAGCGUGGAGUUGUGGUUAGUCCACACUCUGGCACUGGGUCAUUGGCUCUGUUGGGCAUGCAGUACAGAGGAAACAGCUCGGAUGACAACUGUUCAGACAGUGACUCAGACUCUUCGUCCUCCUCAUCGUCCUCUUCAUCAUCCUCAUCCUCUUCUUCUACUGAGCCUCUUGAGGUAGUGAUAAACAAUGCAGAUGAUGAUGAUGAAGUUGUUGCCAUGGGCAAUGAGAAGAAGCCAGUACCAGUGAAAACCCAUGAUGAGUUGCUUAUCGAGGACCUUCCUGCAGUGGAGAACCUGAUCAUCAGCCUUCCAGAGGAUACAGAGAUGGAGCCCAUUGGCACGAUAUCCAGCAUUGUGGAGCAAUUAGUGAUUGUGGAGUCAUACAAGAACACACCAGCACUGAAUGAAGACAGUGUGUUAUUCAACAAAAACAGAAACUCUGUUGGCAAGGUCUUUGAAAUCUUCGGGCCGGUUUGUCAGCCCUACUACGUUUUGAGGUUCAACUCCCAUGACGAUAUUGACCAGAAAGAUGUUAAAGUUCAAGACCCGGUUUACUUCGCCCCUAAAAUUAAAGAUUUCACAGACUACAUCUUUACAGAGCGACUCCAAGAGACCAAAGGCUCAGAUGCAUCCUGGAAGAAUGACCAGGAACCACCCCCUGAGGCACUUGACUUUAGUGAUGAUGAGCAAGAGAAGCUGGCCAAACAGAAGCUGAAAGAACAAAAGAGACGGCAGCAAAACGAUUCUGACUCAGAGGAUGAAUUGGACGCCCAUAAAGCGCCUCAAAAAGCAGGGCGGCGGAAGCCCCGACAGAACCGCAAUGUUCCCCGUGGGCAGCACCACAAUCGUGGCGGCGGUUUUCAUAGCAACUAUCACGCUCACCCCCACUUUCCACCUGACUACAUGUUCCCUCAUCCAGAUCCACACAUGUUUCCUUUCCAGCGUCCAAUGAUCCCACCCUUUCCCAGACCGCCACCCUUUCACAUGGGCAUGGCCCCGUGGCCCCCAGGGCCCAAUCAGGGCUUUAUGUUCCAGCCCCCACCUCCCCCUCCUCCCCCUCCUCCACCACCUCCAUUUAAUCAAUAAACCUGUGACUGAAUCCUCUUCACAUCCUGCGCCCUUAAAGGGAUCACAAUCUUUGCAUACUAAUAUAACUGUAUACAGGUGUGUAGUGUGGUUCAAACCUAACUGUAUAUUGUUAGUGCAGUUUUUCAUUUUGUAUUAAAAAUGAUUAAUUUCUUUAUACUGUA
Molecule: messenger RNA, 1848 nt
Organism: Ctenopharyngodon idella (grass carp)
Lineage: Eukaryota; Metazoa; Chordata; Actinopteri; Cypriniformes; Xenocyprididae
Gene: naf1
Product: nuclear assembly factor 1 homolog (S. cerevisiae)
Exons: 9
Coding region: 119-1684 (521 amino acids)
Biological process (GO): ribosome biogenesis; pseudouridine synthesis; box H/ACA snoRNP assembly
Cellular component (GO): sno(s)RNA-containing ribonucleoprotein complex
Molecular function (GO): RNA binding
Source: RefSeq, a predicted model, not a curated record